CUGGCGAGGAAACCAAGUUGGACGGAAGGAGGGGACCAACAGAGACACUCAAGGAAGUUGCAGCAAUCCGGAAGGCACCAAUGAGAGGGACGCGGUUUGGUUGGGGGGCUGCAGGGGUCCCCCCAGUAAGUCCCAUCCUCUCCGCAGAAGUGGCAGAGUUGACUUCCCAUGGUGGAACAGAACCAGAUCACCAAUGCUGCUGAAUCUAUCGUGUCCUGUGCCGGAGAAGGUGGGAACCCUCAUCACCAACCACCAAGGACCACCGAGAGUUUAUUUUGGGGAUACCCACACAUAUAUAUGUAUAUACUUUUAAGAAGAAUUCUGCCUCUCAUCUCCAGAAAUGUUAACCAUCAAGUUGCCUCAAAUCUUCAGGAUCCAUCAAGUACCUCGGAUUUUCUGGGAAGAAGGUAUCAUGUCGGGGUACCGACACCCCAAAAGUUCUGCCUUGGAUUGCGUCCUCAGCUCCUUCCAACUGAACAAUGAAACUGUCAAUAUUUGGACUCACUUCCUUCCAACUUGGUACUUUUUAUGGCGCUUUGUGAUGCUCUCCUAUCGCUUGGACUUCUGGAGCGACACCUACAGCUGGCCAUUCCUGGCCUACAUGUCUCUGGUCUGCCUCUAUCCCUUCACGUCCAGCUGUGCUCACACCUUCAGCACCAUGUCCACCCAUGCGCGACACAUCUGCUAUUUCCUGGACUACAAUGCCCUCAGCCUUUAUAGUUUGGGCUGUGCGUUCACAUAUGGCGCCUACGCCAUGCCGGAUCGUUGGGUCAACAGCCUGGGGCAUCACUGCUUUGUCCCCAUGGCUGCCAUAAAUUCUUUGAUCUGCACCAGCCUUUCGUGCUAUUCUCGGUUCCUAGAGCUGGGCUGGCCCCGCUGGAGUAAGACUAUCCGGACAGCUGCCUUCGUCUACCCGUUCUUCUUCGACAACAUCCCACUCUUCUUCAGGCUUUUGUUCUGUUUUGGCGAUGAUUGUACGUGGAACGACUCUGUGGCUAGUUAUUUCUACCACCUGUUCUUUGCCCUGCUCACCGGCUUCCUUUUCGCGUCGCAUCUGCCAGAACGGCUGGCUCCCGGUCGCUUCGAUUUCAUCGGCCAUAGCCACCAGCUGUUCCACAUCUGUGCCGUGGUGGGCACUCAUUUCCAGUUGGAAGCCAUCCUGGGUGACAUGAACUCUCGGCGGGCAUGGCUGAGCGCCCACAGCCCACUGGCCACAUUCACCCGUACUUUCGUCAUUCUGGGUGCCACCUUGCUGGGCAACCUCCUCCUCUUUGCUGCCUUCACCGUGGCCCUCUUCCGCUUACCAGGUUCCAUCCGGAUCCUGCAGGGCAGCCUUCUCGAGCCGGAAGGACCCAAGGAGAAGUAGCUGCUGAGGGGGACGGGACCCCCACCACAUUGGCAUGUCUGGACUGGCGGGUCCUGCCAACUCACUGGUGAUGCCUUCAUACCUGAAGAUCGCCUGGGCGUGGAGGGAAAUGGAGCCCUGGGUGAGAAAGGGCCGAAAUGGAGCAGAAUGUUGGACUCCAUUGUCAUCGUAAGUCGAGGACUAACUGUGACUGUAUUUCCCUGUGUUGUUGGCAAAGGCCUGCCAAGCAGGAGAGAAGGUGGGCUCCAAUUUUGCCGGGCAAGGGAGUGUUGAGUUCAGUUCCUGCCCAGUUCAAUAAUUCCAGGCUAAAGUUAGGGC
This is a messenger RNA of Pseudonaja textilis, 1684 nucleotides long. It is a transcript of the gene PAQR6, whose product is annotated as progestin and adipoQ receptor family member 6. Gene Ontology annotation, cellular component: membrane. Gene Ontology annotation, molecular function: signaling receptor activity. The record is from RefSeq and is a predicted model, not a curated record. NCBI's taxonomy places the organism in Eukaryota, Metazoa, Chordata, Lepidosauria, Squamata, Elapidae.